Molecule: messenger RNA, 3717 nt
Organism: Pomacea canaliculata
Lineage: Eukaryota; Metazoa; Mollusca; Gastropoda; Architaenioglossa; Ampullariidae
Product: zinc finger protein 300-like
Exons: 5
Coding region: 304-2295 (663 amino acids)
Biological process (GO): regulation of transcription by RNA polymerase II
Cellular component (GO): nucleus
Molecular function (GO): RNA polymerase II transcription regulatory region sequence-specific DNA binding; DNA-binding transcription factor activity, RNA polymerase II-specific
Source: RefSeq, a predicted model, not a curated record
CGGUCGACAACUUAGCGGAAGUCGUACCACGAUGAUUAAAAAUGGCCGCUGUUGUUGCCGGACUAGGACAGCAUUACAAUAGUCGCAAAUCUAGAUCUUUCUUUUUAUAGUAACUCGCAUGUCAUCUUUUCGACAUUGCCCAGGAAAAGUAAUUUUAAUGUUACCAGUUUCAUCUUCACUCAUCGACUUUAUAAUUGCUGAACUCAAGCUGUACUCCACUAACAUAAGUCCUGAGUGAAACCUCUUCCAUAUGGCCUCACAACAACGGCAUUUGGUUCUGCGCUAGGGUCUUGGCACAAAAACAUGGAGCAAGAGUCCUUCACUUCAGCCACUAUUUUUGCCUGGCAUAAUGGUCUGCGUAUUGUUGAUCUUGGACAGCUGGCCAGACAGAUGCACUGCACACAGUGCAGUUCACUUCUGGACUUGAAUUGCAUUGAGAAGGAAGAACAGUUUGGACUUGCAAGCAUUCUCUAUAUUCUCUGCAGAUGUGGCACUGUCAAUGACAUUUACAGCGGGAAAAAUGAGAUGACAGAUAAUGGGCGAUUGUUUGAAAUAAAUAUUAAGGCCUCAAUGAGUAUGCUGCAGAGUGGCAACAAUGUUCAUCAUAUUCUAAACUUUCUAGCUUUGCUGGACAUACCAGCUUCAUCGAUAUCCAACGUGACUCCAAAGUCUUCCAUUGCACAUGAGGAUACAUUAAUGUCGGAAUCCCAUAUAAAACCCCACCCAUACAUAACAUCACCACUUACAUCAUCUGCUGACAUUUUGUCACACACACCCACCAGUAAGCUCUCAGACUUACAAACAUCUACUUUUUCGCAGUCAUGUGUGCAAGGGGAACAAGCCUUGUCAUCAUCUUUGAUUCUUAGCUCUGUGCAGCUGACGUUCUCAAGAAAAGGCGGUUCUCUGAGAUGCUUGCCAGAGGUAGAAAAGAUGAAGAAACAGGAGGAAGAUGUAAGCAAACCUGACUAUCAGCCACAGUUAGUAAAGAAAUGUGAACAUUCACCAGAUAAAAUACCCCUUACACCACUAUCAGAUGAAGACACUAAGAAGCUAGUCCCAAAGAAGCUAUACCAGUGCCCAAUCUGUCCAAAAGUCGUCCCAAGUUCGAGGGGAUUUCUGAUUCAUAUGGCCAGACUACAUAAGGAACAGAACAUAUUACCUGAUGAAUAUGCUGUAAAACCUAGAGAUGCAACCUUUGAUUUAGAGGAUUCUAUUUGUAAAAUCAGUGGAACAUCAGCAGUCAGUCCUACUCUCACUGUCAACAACAGCAGACUAGAUGAAUCAUUAGAUGAACGACUAAGGACCAGCUUUCCUGAUAGCAAAGUUCAACCUUCUGAAGGGGAAGGGGACACAACUAGAAAAAAGCCUAGAGUAUCUGGAAACAGGACAAGGGCAGAAUCUGUGUCCAAAGUUCAAACAUAUGGCUUUUUCAAGGUACUGGCUUCUGAUGCGUCUCAAGAAAGUUCAAAGGGUACAGAUGCUACAAGAAAGGAGCCAAAAGUCAACAAACUCAUUUGUAGAGUAAAAGACUGCAACAAGCAGUUUACCACAAAAGACCUGUACAACAAGCAUCUACAGAAAGAACAUGAUAUAAGUGAUCCUCAUGAAUGUAGCCAAUGUUUGCAAGUAUUUAAUUCUAAAAUCUCUGUUAAAAAGCACAUAUCAAGACAACAUACCACUGCAGAAAGCAAACAAAUCACAUGCAAAUAUUGUGGAGAAGUACUAGUCAAUGCAUCCAGAUUAAAAAAGCACAUCAGUGCUUUUCAUCCUAAAGGUUUGAAGAAAACAUUCACAUGUGAGGUUUGUGCAGCCAAGUUUACUCAAAAGAGUGCCUUGAAAAUACACAUGCAUAAACACACAGGAGAAAGACCAUACAAAUGCUACUAUUGUGAAAUGUCCUUUUAUAAUAGCGGCUUACGCGUCUCACAUGUGAAGUAUAUCCACACAAAGGAGAGGCCAUUCCUCUGUGAUACUUGUGGUGCCAGCUUUUUCAGGGCUUGCAAUUUGCGGGACCAUGAGAGGGUGCAUACUGGAGAGAGACCUUUCCAGUGUCAUGUAUGUGCUGAAAGAUUUAUGAAGAGGGAAUACCUGACUAUUCAUGUGAGACGCCACACUGGUGAGAGGCCAUACAAAUGCACAGAGUGCAGUGCGGCCUACUCUCAAAGAAUAAGCCUUAGUCUGCACCGAAGAAAAAAGCAUGGUGCACAAAAACAGGAGAGAAAGUCUUGUAAGUUGAACACCAUCCCUGAUGGCAAUGCAUCAGGACAGCUGGUGCAGCCAACUGGUGUAGAGUGAUUUCUUUUUGUUGAAUAAUGCCUCACAUAUUGGCAAAGAACUUAAAUAAUCUGGUUUGCAAAGUAAAUGACUGGAACAAGCAGUUUAAUGACAUGAGGUAAUUUUAUCUAAAUAUCCUGCUUUUUCAUUAAUUUGCCAGAAAGUGUGUACAUUGUUAUCUGUAAGUCAGGUAAGUUAUCUCUUGUCUUGAUGAAAAAUGUAUUUUUAAUAUUUUUUUAAAAAUACAUGCUUAAAAGAAUAACAUUGUUUUAGAACUGUUUGUGAUUCCAUUACACUUCGAUAUUGAUAAGACACCAGUAAUGGCUCCCUCUUACUCAAAUCAUGUGCUACCUCAGUUCCACCCAGAUGCUGAUUAAAACCUGGAUGCAGAUUAGUCAGUACUAGCUGGAUGGUUAACAGAGCAUUCAGCUUUUUUAAAAAGUUGAGCUAAUUGUUUGGCUUUGCAUUAAGUCAGCCAACUUGUGCCUUAUGACACAUUUCAUCUGGUUCUGUGGGAAAGUUUCUGAUGACUUGUGUCUAUCAGCAUUUAACCCAGAUUAUGAAAUAGAGAAGGAGGUGAGAUAUACUAUAUAUUGUAAGCAUUUAAAGACUAAAUGUUACAUCUUUUUAUAAUACAACUUAUUGAUCCCCAGGGGCAAUUCAGAAAUGUUAGUACAUUUUAUGACUUAUAUAAAGGUAUUACUGGGCAGGUAGGAACCAAUUCACAUUUGCUAAAAUUGCUUUACACUAAUAUCUACAGAAGAAUUCACUUUCAUAAAAAAAAACAAGAACUGUAUGGACAUAUCUUGAUUCAGACUGUUACCGUUUGUCUUUAAGCACAGACUGCCUGAUCCAUUUGUCUCCUUGUGAUAUUUAGGGAAUGGUUGUACAUGUACAUUGACUAUGGAAAGGUAAUUUGGCACAUUUUUAAACGUCAAAUAGUAAUCAUUUGUCUACUUGGUGUAUCAUUAGCCUGGGAAAGAUGCAACUGGUAGAGUGUAUAGCAAAAAGCAUUCAUAAUUCUAACAGAUACUCUGGAGCAGUCUUUAAAAGUUGCAGUUUUUUAUAGUUCAUGUGUUAUUUGUUUUCCUGUCCCUCGCAUGCUGUCCAUGUUUCGUUCUUGUUCUGAAGCGUUAAGGGCAUGCUCCUUAAGAGUGUGAGUAUGCGCUUUACAAAUUUUGCAUUUAUUAUUAUUAUUUAGCAUUUCACAUAUUACAAUCUGCAUUUCAAUAGAGAUAGUGUGGAGGGUUACAUUCCCAUCUUUGGGGGAGUGAGGGUUGCAUGUAUAUGCUUUGUGAUUGUUCAGGAGGGAGGGAGGGGGCAGCAAUGAGUAGAGACAGGGAGAUUUAAUGGUUGUAUGAAGUGAGCUUUCUCAUUACAAGCACUGUAUAUCUUUAUAAAUUAUUGCUGAUUUCUAAUUAAAGUAAAAGUGUUUGCCUUAAC